GUAUAUAGAAGUGUUUUACUGAACAGUAGAUAUAGACAUACUUCCGGAAGUAGUGAUGGCAGCCAUGCUGAGGCUAGCGGUACCUCUUCACCUGUAAACGGGGAAAAAGAGGAAAACAAGGAAAAAAAGACAAUGCCAAUGCGGUCGUCAAGUACCCUUCCUGUACCACAUCCUAGUAGUCAUCCCCCGACCCCUACCAGGAUGGUUGGUACAGGAUCAAACUUUGAGUUUGGAGAGGAGAGGGGUGAUCUCAUACAGUUUUAUAAUCAGGUUUUUAUUACACAAAUGCGAGCAUUUGCCUUAAGAUUUUCAGCAAGUCAAAAUGGGGAUGCCCCGCCUUUGUCUCCUCUUCCACCAACAAGAUGCCACACAACUUCUCCACGUCGAGUUUCCAGUAAACACUCUGUGUAUAUUUCACCUCACAAGUCCUGGGGCGCUGCAACUAAAUUACCAGACAGGAGAAUGUUGUAUUGCUUUAACAGGAGCCCCUCUAAGAGUCUAAAGGCCAUAAAUAACAUGAUUCGGUUGAAGAGUGAAAAUCGACUUGAAUUUUCGGGGAAACGUACAUUACAAAUAGACUCUAAUGAUGAACCUGCCGUUCCUCCGAAGAGAAUUAGCUUGUUUCACAAACGACUACAGGAUGUAACGUCAGAUAGACAGGAACAGGCGUCAAAGGUCGUCAUUGUGAAAUAGAUAACGUUGGUUGUUUAAAACUGAUAAUUUAUAUGCAUCAAUGGCAUGUAUGAAUUCGGCCAUUUUCAUCAUUAUCUAAAUAUUGAUUUGAUCAUGUGAAUGAAUUUAUCAAAUCGUUCUAUUUUAUCAUGUCUGCACUUGUUUGACUAUAACAAUUAAAUGACAGGAGUGGAGAUGUGUGUCUGGAGCAGAUGAAUACUGGAUUUUUACAACACUAUCGUGCAGGACACCGCAGUGACUUUUGUAAAUAGUGUAUCAUUUAGUGAAGGUUUAAUUUUAAAUCGUUCUCAUGGCCUCGUUCGUGAUGAUGAUGAUAAAAUCUUCAUCAAUUUUGAUAGUGCUUUAUAAAUAGAAAUUCCACAAACUGGUAUGCUGAAGCAGUUCAACACUUGCCCUAUUGGUAAUGUAAAGUUGACCCGAGUAGAGAACCAGGCAGUCAGACCAAAAUACACCCGUACUUAUUGCCGACUAAUUAUCAUAGUGAUACCCUUAAAAGAAAAUGGCCACUUCUAAAAUGGAAGCUGGGCGCAAGUGGUUGAGAAUUGGUUAAUUAAAUGCUGAUAUUACAGUCAAGAGUUCAAAGAAAUUCUGUAAAUCAUAAAAUACCUUUAAUAUUGUGAGCAUGAAAUUUUGUAGCUUUGACGCAAAGGAUAUUUUUUGGGGGUUGUAAAAUUUAGGGACUUGUCUAUUUUUGAAAGAAAGAAAAAUGCGAAUAAAGUAAUGCAAACUAAUAUAUUAAAGCAGAUGGAAUUAUAAAGUGAUGGGGGUUGUUAUUUCAGGGAUUGGGAGAAAACCAUUAAAAAUGAACUGUUGCACAAAUAAUAAUGAUUUUGUAGUAUGUAUGAAGUUAUCAGGGAUUUUGUUACAGCAUAUUGUGGGAUUAUAAAUGUAAAUGUUUCCUCACCAAAAAUAUUAAUUACUAUUCUGGAGAAACGGAUUUAUUGUAUGGAAAUUUUAUGCACAAGUAUAUGGUACUGACCUUUAUCAAAUGGUACUUAAUUUGUUGAGAAUUAACUCGAGCCCUGUCAUGUCUAAAAGGUAGAGUCUCUUCAGAAAUCUUUGUUAAAGCAGUUAAAAUUUAGACUUUCUAUCAUUUUCCCUAGGGUUGUGGGUUUUUAUACUGAUUUACAAUAGACUGUGUCUGAAGAUUUGUAGGUUGAUCAAAACUUCAUAAGACUGUCUGCAUAAUUGUGUCAUGUUUUCAUAAUAGACUGUGUCUGAAUAUUUGUGUCAUGUUUUCACAAUAGACUGUGUCUGAAUAUUUGUGUCAUGUUUUCACAAUAGACUGUGUCUAUAUAUUAGUAGAUUGAUCUCAAGACCACCAGCUUCCUGGGUUAUAAAUUAGGAAACCGGUCACAAAAGAUAAAUGUUUGUUGAAAAAUCUGGAAAUUACAUGAUGAAGUGUAUUAAGUUUUGGGCAAAAUUGAAAAUCUUGUUUUUAAACAAAUAGAAAAAUGAGUUACAUGUGUAUCUAUCGACUUGCCAACAUUAUAUUUAGUUUGUGUAAUUUAAAUGAAAUGCAUUUUGCUAGAUUUUCUGUUGUUACAUUUUAAUUGAUUUGAUAAAAAAGAAAAGAAAAAUCCUUAACGGCAGUCUGUUAUAAAGUUGAGAUUUUUUAACCCAGGGAGAAGGUGUUGUGUCUGUGUUUUUACAUUGACUUUUUAUAUACAUUAUAAUAUAUCAUAUAUGUAUAUAUGUAACUCUACUUGGCGCACCUCAUUGUUUAAACACGUCACAAUCCUCACUUUGAUUGAGAAAUUUCAUUUCUACAUGAACUUUGUUUAUAGCACUUAGCCAGUGGUACACUGUUUCCUUUUGAAAUAUCAGAAAAUAUUUUUUUUUCUAACAUUUUGGAAAACUGUCAAAGCUCACCAGCUUAGGUUACUGAUACAAAGAAUAUAUUUAUUUAUAACAUUGUUAUAUUUUGCACAAAUGUAAGAACAUUUUGUACAUCUGACCAAAAAAAAGGAAUGAAAGAAACUUUGUGUAGAAAAACACUUUCUUGCUUCACAUAAGCUUAAUUUUACAGAGAUUUAUGAAGGAACCAUUUUAAAGCAGUUUUCCCCCUCUGAACCAAAACGGGUGCCGCAUAUACUUUGUGUGCGACUUUUUGAGCGACUGUUUUGUUACAUAAAAAAAAAUGUUUAAUGAUGUCAAAUUAAAUUAAAGUAUUUUCUUAUACCUUGGUUGCUGACAUCGGAUUGCUUUGUUGCUGAAGUCUUUUAUCAUAUCUGCUUUAAUGAUAAAGUUGUGAGGGACUAAAUUUUCACUCUAAUUGUAUAUACAUCCUGGAUUUAAGGUUACUUUUUUCUGAACUGUGUCAAUCUCGGGAUGUGCAUUCAUUUGUAAGUAACAGUGUGUGCUGUGUGUAGAAAUGAAGUGAUUUAGGAUGAAAGAGGGAUUGUCAAAUAAUACUACCCAUACAUGCAUAUAUACAAGUAUGUUGAUUCCAACAAGCUAUUAUAUGAGAUACACAGAUAAAUGUAAAUCUCUGUUUUCUAUGGGCUGGGUAAUUUUUUGUUUUAACAGGUAAAGUUUAUCAGUU
Messenger RNA from Ruditapes philippinarum (Manila clam), 3238 nucleotides. Its product is annotated as retinoblastoma-like protein 2. Gene Ontology annotation, biological process: cell differentiation; regulation of transcription by RNA polymerase II; negative regulation of G1/S transition of mitotic cell cycle. Gene Ontology annotation, molecular function: RNA polymerase II transcription regulatory region sequence-specific DNA binding. The record is from RefSeq and is a predicted model, not a curated record. NCBI's taxonomy places the organism in Eukaryota, Metazoa, Mollusca, Bivalvia, Venerida, Veneridae. Gene Ontology annotation, cellular component: transcription regulator complex; chromatin; nucleus.